CCUCCUUACUCCCUUCCGCCACCGAUCGGCCGGGUACGGACGUGUCCUCUUCCUCUGACUAGUAAAGAGCAACGUCACAGGUCAAGAAAUAGGUGUCUCGCAAAAGGUCAACAAGACUAGCCGUGCAAGCUUCGACAACCUGUCGCUUUAAAUCCUUUUCCUAAUUCUAUCCACCCGCCGGUGUUGACUUUCAUCGGAGGAACUUGUGGUGCAUCACAUUUCACCUUUUUCUCCUCGAUCCCGAUCAUGUCCCUCAACCAACGGCAGCAGCCGCUGCCGACGGUGGCUAAACACGGCCUACUGAUGUCUUCGCGUGCCUCUUUCAGCGCCGCCCAGCCACAAGGCAUCGUGUAUUCCUUCCUCUUUAGCCGGUCCGGCCUUCUCUCGGUCCUCGCGCUCUUCCUCCUCCUCGUCGUCUUCGUCCCAUUGCCCGGUCGUCGACCCAUGUCCGCCCUCUUCUACGACGACGGACCCGUAUCCCGAUGGAAGGACUACACGGUCGCUCGCGCUGCGGGCUUCGCCGCCCGCAACGACACUCUCAUCGUUACCUCUGUGAGCGAACCAUUUCUCCCCAUGCUGAACAACUGGCUCAUCAGCAUCGCGCGGAAGAAGAGGCAGGACCAGGUGCUCAUCUUCGCCGAGGACUACGCCACCCUCUACGAGAUCAACCGCCGGUGGCCCGGCCACGCCGUCCUGGUCCAGCCCGCUCCCGAUUCCAAUGCCGCCCACGAUUACGGAUCUCGGGGAUUCUUCAACAUCACAUCGCGGAGGCCUCGCCACUUGCUGGACAUUCUGGAGCUAGGAUACAGCGUCAUGUACAACGACGUCGACAUAGUGUGGGUGGCGGAUCCAUUCCGUUACCUCGAAGGCGAUCAUGACGUAUACUUCGCCGACGACGAGGUCGCCGUGAAGCCCCUAAAUCACUCUCACGACUUGCCGCCGCCAGGGGCCAACGGCAAGACCUACGUCUGCAGCUGCAUGAUUUUCCUCCGUCCCACAAGGGGCGCCAAGAAGGCGAUGAGCAGUUGGAUUGAGGAAAUCCAAAACCAGCCCUGGUCCGACAACAAACCGACACACGACCAGCCUGCUUUCAACUCUGCUCUGAACAAAACUGCAGGAGAGGUGGACUUGUACUUGUUACCGCAAGCUGCAUUCCCAUCGGGAGGGCUAUACUUCCGGAACGGGGAUUGGGUGGAGAGAACUCGAGGCCUGCACGCCAUCGUCCACAACAACUACAUCGUAGGCCUUCAAAACAAGAUACAACGUUUCAAAGACUACGGGCUCUGGCUGGCGGAUAACCACACCGAUGAAUCGCCGCUUGGCCAAAUAUAAGCCAACAAGAUCCACUCAACUCAACUCCAGAUUUUACCUUGUAGCAAGUUUUCCUUUAAAAAGUCGGUUGAUUUUGAAGAAUGGAAUGGUUAAGUUGGUUAAUUUUAAUAGAGAUAAUAAUUAGUAUAUGUAGUGGAAGAUUUAUAGUACGUAAUGUAUGUUAUAAAUUUCUCAAUGUAAAUCUUAUACAUUACAAAUUUCUCAAUGUAAAUCUUUCCCCUACUGUAUAGAUGAGGUUUAUAAUU
Molecule: messenger RNA, 1577 nt
Organism: Zingiber officinale
Lineage: Eukaryota; Viridiplantae; Streptophyta; Magnoliopsida; Zingiberales; Zingiberaceae
Product: UDP-D-xylose:L-fucose alpha-1,3-D-xylosyltransferase MGP4-like
Exons: 4
Coding region: 247-1332 (361 amino acids)
Cellular component (GO): Golgi apparatus
Molecular function (GO): glycosyltransferase activity
Source: RefSeq, a predicted model, not a curated record